AUAUUUGCUGAGCUAAACGAGUAGCACGCAGCGACAUUAACGGUUUCGAGAUUCGAGACGCCAUUGGAAUUUCGAGCUUCAUUCUGUGAUCCUGUUGCUGACAGACAUCACGUCAAUCUCCAUUUCUGUUUUUACUUUUCUUGUAGAACUUAAAUGAACAGAUUUGGUUCCUGUUCGUGACAGAUCGGAAGCUUAUUAACUUGUGCCUACAGGGAAGCUUGUUUAAGAGUAGAGAAGUCGUGUUCUGAACCGAAAAUUCGACCAAGUUUGGAACCAGCAUCUUCUAGCGUGAUGGGCCGGGAUAUUGCUAGCCUACGCAUUGAUAAGAAGCCCAAUGUUGGUAACGUGAAUUCUAAUGGUGUCAUUCGUGGUACGAAUCACGCUUCUCCAAAACAUUCAGGAGAAAGUGUUAAAGUAAGAAAAAGUGAGGCUGAGGAUGGGACUAUAGAAGGGUCGCAUGUUGAAAGAAGUCCUGAGAAGCAACAUGCGGUAGCUGUUAAAAGCACCAAUCAUGAAACUGGUUCUCCUGAGGGCAUAACGCAAAAACCUGAACCUUCGAAAUCACGUGAGAAAAUUAUAAGCUCUCCUGUUAGCGCAGCAUCAGGGUCUGCCUCUGUUGAAGAAAACAUUGCCCCUGGUCUGCAUGCAUCAUCAAACAUCAGUAAUUUUCAUUCCCCUACAAACACAAAGCAAUCACAGCGGAACUAUCCUUUCUCCACACCAAGGCCACAAAAAUCUGAUACAAAUAAAUAUCGUGAUGAGGAAGAUAACUGGUCUCUGGCUUCAUCUGCUGCAACCUCUGUACGAACAGUGAAAUCACGAGUAACAGUUGGAGUAGCUCCCUCCUUUAGAAGUGCUCAACGUGCUGCACAACGGAAGGAGUUCUAUACAAAGCUGGAGCAAAAGCACCAGGCUCUCAAGGCAGAGAAGAUGGAGUAUGAAGCGAGGACCAAGGAGGAGCAAGAAGAAGCUAUAAAGCAGCUCAGAAAGAGCAUGGUUGUUAAAGCAAACCCCGUUCCCAGCUUUUACCGUCAAGGACCUCCACCAAAGGCUGAACUCAAAAAGCUGCCAUUGACCCGUGCCAAAUCCCCCAAGUUAUCACGGAGAAAGAGUUGUGGUGAUACGACGCAUUCUUCCGUUGAUGAGAAAGCUCUUUGUUCACGGGUGCGUCAUAGCUUAGGCGCUUAUAAACCUGGGAGCGUUGCUUCAAGUCCGAUCAAGCAGAACAUCAAUGGCAUUAACAAAGCCAAGGACCGCACCACCAACGAGACUCCGAAAGCUUCGCCUCAUAAAUUGACCAACGAGACAAAAGACAUCACGGUUCAGUCAUGACUCAGGUAACUUACAUUUAAUUGAAAAAAUCCCGAAUUUCACUGUAUUUUCGGUAAGUGAAGUUGUCGUCGUGGUUUCUGUAACACUUUGUACCCAUAUGUUUCUGCUUGUAAUAGUACAUAUCAUAUUAGAUAGAGAGAGAGAGACAACAAAUGUAAACGAUUUUCGUUCUAAUUUUCGUCACACUUGUUUCU
Messenger RNA from Cynara cardunculus var. scolymus (artichoke), 1526 nucleotides. Its product is annotated as protein WAVE-DAMPENED 2-like. NCBI's taxonomy places the organism in Eukaryota, Viridiplantae, Streptophyta, Magnoliopsida, Asterales, Asteraceae. Gene Ontology annotation, biological process: microtubule cytoskeleton organization. Gene Ontology annotation, molecular function: microtubule binding. The transcript has 8 exons. Bases 292 to 1332 code for a protein of 346 amino acids. The record is from RefSeq and is a predicted model, not a curated record.